UGGCUUCUCUGCCCUGGGAGCAGCUCUCCUGCCACAGUCCCUCAUCCCCUGAAAAUGUAUGCUUGUGCCAGGUUUGUCUCCACUCCCGCCUUGAUCAGGAGAAGCUCUCCACUGUUGAGCCGAUCACUGUCUGCAGUGGUGCGGAAACGACCAGAGGCAUUGACAGAUGAGAGUCACAGCAGCUUGGCAGCCCCACGUCUCCUGACCACCUCACUUAUUCCUAGCCGCAGCUUCCAAACCAGUGCCAUUUCAAGAGACAUUGACACAGCAGCCAAGUUCAUUGGAGCUGGGGCUGCCACAGUAGGAGUGGCUGGCUCUGGGGCUGGAAUUGGGACUGUGUUUGGGAGCCUCAUCAUUGGUUAUGCCAGGAACCCUUCUCUGAAGCAACAGCUCUUCUCCUACGCCAUUCUGGGCUUUGCCCUCUCGGAGGCCAUGGGGCUCUUUUGCCUGAUGGUGGCCUUUCUCAUCCUCUUCACCAUAUGAAGGAGCCGUGUCCACCUCCCGUAGUUCUUUCUCCUGGGUCUCAUCUGCCCCGUGUAUUCCUUUUCUUGUACCUCCCCAGGCAGGCUGGGGAAAGUGGUUGGCUCAAGGUUUGACAGAGGGAAGACAAAUAAAUACUGUAUUAAUAAG
This is a messenger RNA of Phacochoerus africanus (Common warthog), 630 nucleotides long. Its product is annotated as ATP synthase F(0) complex subunit C2, mitochondrial. Gene Ontology annotation, biological process: proton motive force-driven ATP synthesis; proton transmembrane transport. The record is from RefSeq and is a predicted model, not a curated record. Gene Ontology annotation, molecular function: proton transmembrane transporter activity. The transcript has a single exon. Bases 55 to 483 code for a protein of 142 amino acids. Lineage: Eukaryota; Metazoa; Chordata; Mammalia; Artiodactyla; Suidae.